Messenger RNA from Odocoileus virginianus texanus, 2066 nucleotides. RefSeq names its product katanin catalytic subunit A1 (gene KATNA1). Gene Ontology annotation, biological process: microtubule severing. Lineage: Eukaryota; Metazoa; Chordata; Mammalia; Artiodactyla; Cervidae. Gene Ontology annotation, cellular component: microtubule cytoskeleton. Gene Ontology annotation, molecular function: ATP binding; microtubule binding; microtubule severing ATPase activity. The record is from RefSeq and is a predicted model, not a curated record.
UCCUCGCUCCCGGGGCGUCGCCCCGCGUGCGCUGGAGUCACCGAGGCCACCCUUGGCACCGGAAGUGACCCUGGCGGGUCUGCCUUCAAAUUGUGGGCUACUUGAAACAGCAUCUGGGGCUCGUGACGGUUGGACCAGGCAGUGCUGGGUCCGUGAGCACAGAGCAGGGUGGUUGGGGCAGGACAGGACAGGGCCCUCCUUCCUCGCUGCCCGGAGCCCCGCUCGGCCCUCCCCCUCCGCCCGGCAGUGGGCGGUUUCCCGAGAGCCUCUGCGCCACAGAGAUGAACAUUCUGAAAAUUGCUUCACAGUGUAUUGUCACUGCUGAAGUUACACACACUCAGCUAACUGAAAUGCCCGCAGGAAAAUGCGUAAUUGAGCCUCAUCUGUUUUUAAUUUAGGACAUUAGUUUUGCAGCUUGUAGUUGAGCAUGAGUCUUCUUAUGAUUAGUGAGAAUGUGAAGCUGGCCCGUGAAUAUGCAUUGCUGGGAAAUUACGACUCUGCAGUGGUCUACUAUCAGGGAGUUCUUGACCAAAUGAACAAGUAUCUGUGCUCAGUCAAAGACACAUACCUCCAGCAGAAAUGGCAACAGGUUUGGCAGGAAAUAAACGUGGAAGCGAAACACGUUAAGGAUAUCAUGAAAACACUAGAGAGCUUUAAACUAGACAGCACUCCAUUAAAAGCUGCACAACACGAGCUUCCAGCAUCUGAGGGAGAAGUCUGGUCCUUGCCCGUACCUGCCGAACGAAGACCAUCACCAGGACCUAGAAAACGCCAGUCUUCUCAGUACAGCGACCCUAAACCACAGGGUAACCGUCCAAGUACAGCUGUCAGAGUUCACCGUCCAUCCACACACAGUCUUCACAAUGACAGAGGGAAAGCUGUUCGUAGUCGGGAAAAGAAAGAACAGAAUAAAGGAAGAGAGGAAAAGAACAAAUCACCUGCUGCUGCUGCAGAACCAGAGACAAAUAAAUUUGAUAGUACCGGGUAUGAUAAGGACCUAGUAGAAGCUUUGGAAAGGGAUAUAAUUUCUCAGAAUCCCAAUGUUCGAUGGGAUGAUAUUGCUGAUUUAGUAGAAGCUAAAAAGUUGCUUAAGGAAGCUGUGGUGUUACCAAUGUGGAUGCCAGAAUUCUUUAAAGGCAUUAGGAGACCAUGGAAAGGAGUGUUAAUGGUGGGCCCACCUGGCACAGGAAAGACCCUCCUUGCUAAAGCAGUAGCAACGGAAUGUAAGACAACAUUCUUCAAUGUCUCUUCAUCAACUCUGACUUCCAAAUACAGAGGAGAGUCUGAGAAGCUUGUUCGUCUUCUGUUUGAAAUGGCUCGAUUUUACUCUCCAGCUACUAUAUUUAUUGAUGAGAUAGACUCCAUCUGCAGCCGCAGAGGGACUUCUGAAGAGCACGAGGCAAGCAGAAGGGUGAAGGCCGAGCUGCUGGUUCAGAUGGACGGUGUUGGAGGUGCUUCUGAAAAUGAUGACCCUUCCAAAAUGGUUAUGGUUCUGGCAGCUACUAAUUUUCCCUGGGAUAUUGAUGAGGCUUUAAGACGACGUCUUGAGAAAAGAAUCUAUAUUCCAUUACCAUCAGCAAAAGGCAGGGAGGAGCUAUUACGAAUAAGUCUCCGUGAGCUGGAAUUGGCUGACGAUGUUGACCUUGCAAGUAUAGCAGAAAACAUGGAGGGUUAUUCAGGUGCGGACAUUACCAACGUGUGCAGGGAUGCAUCCUUGAUGGCAAUGAGAAGGCGUAUUGAAGGUUUGACCCCGGAAGAAAUCAGAAAUCUUUCAAGAGAAGAAAUGCACAUGCCUACAACUAUGGAAGAUUUUGAAAUGGCUUUAAAAAAGGUUUCAAAGUCAGUGUCUGCUGCAGACAUUGAAAGAUAUGAGAAAUGGAUAUUGGAGUUUGGAUCAUGCUAAAUUCUCACAUGUAAACUGUGAGCAACCUUGCAUUAAGUGUUUGAAUAAUUAAAUGUAGUAUUUCAUUGCACCAAGCGCUAUAUUUUUUUAAACUUUCGUUAUGGUAAGAGUGAAAAAAAGUAUGAUUCUGAAUAAAGGCAAUUUUUUUCAAGUUACAAGCAAA